AUGCGUUCUUUGGUUAUACUUGGCAUCUUUGCCAAAGCUCUAACCGUUGUUGCGUCACCAGCUCGGGAACAAGACCUUUCAACCUAUGUGAACCCCUUCAUUGGCACAGCGGGACCUGAUGGAACCGGCGCAAACUCUGGAGAUACGUUCCCCGGUGUCUCUGUGCCAUUUGGCGUCGUGAAAAUUGGCCCAGACACUACGGAGAUGAACCCAAGCACAAACGCUUUUGCUGGAUAUACGCCUGAUGGAAACGUCACUGCAUUCACCUGCUUCCAUGAGUGUGGCAUUGGUGGAGCCUCGAAGUACGGUGUUGUCGGACACCUGCCGCUUACAACUCUCCACGGAGUCAAUGUCCUCGACAAUUCCACAUACCAGCAACCUCGUGUGGCAAUGGACAGAGCUUCAGUUGGGUAUUAUCGCUCCGACUUGGCAAACGGUGUCAAGGUAGAGCUCACUGCAUCCAAUCAUGCAGGAUUCAUUCAGUACACUUAUCCAGAAGACGCUGAGCGCAUCGUCCUCUUCGAUGUGUCGCACAACUUGCCCUCUUUGGCCGAAUUCGUCAAGUCCCAGUCAUACAGCAAUGGUCAUGUUGAGGUCAAGAACAAAGGUCGGAGAGUACAGGGCUGGGGGGUUUGGAGAGGCGGCUGGGGAGGCACAGGCAUCAAUUGGGGAAUUUACUUUUGCAACGAUUUCGACUCUGCCCCUUCAACCUGGCAAUACUUUUCCGGGCCGUGGAAUGCUCCAGAUCACCCCCCUAGUCCUUCAACGCCAGUGACCUGGGGCAACGCAACUACAAAUCCAAACGGCGUCCUAGGAGGGCCGGAUGGUGACGAGUCCGGCGAUAGAGUUGGCGCCUUAUUCAUGUUUCCAUCUAAGACGAAGGUUAUCAAGUCCAAGAUUGGGGUGUCGUUCCUUUCCGUUGAGAAGGCCUGUUCGUUUCAGAGCGAGAUCCCGACUUGGACGAUGAAUAAGACUGUCGAGGCGACCAAGAGGCUGUGGAGUGAGGAGGUCUUCAGCAAAAUCUCCAUUCAUGAGCCCGUUAAGAAUGAAUCACGCCUGACUCUCUUUUACUCUGCGUUGUACCGCAUGCAUCAGAUGCCGUCUGAUCGGACGGGCGAGAAUCCGGACUGGACAUCCACCGAGCCAUAUUACGAUGAUUACUACACCCUUUGGGACACGUUCCGCUGCCUCAAUAGCUUCUAUCUUCUGAUCCAGCCGCAGCGAGGUAUCGACAUGGUCCGUUCACUGAUUGACAUUUGGAGGCAUGUCGGAUAUAUGCCAGACGGCCGCAGUGGGAAUCACAAUGGCAAGGUGCAAGGCGGUAGCAAUGCCGAUAAUGUGUUGGCUGACGCGUAUGUGAAGGGCUAUACAGGCGGUAUCAACUGGAAAGAUGGAUACAGGGCUGUAUGGACCGACGCAGAAGUUGUUCCGCCCCCCAACAAUGACCCGGAAGACUCAACCUGUACGGAUAAUCAGGGUCGAUGUGGGCUCCCGGAUUGGAUCAGACUGGGAUAUGUGUCGACAACGUUCUCAUCGAGUAUCAGUCGCACAGUCGAAUAUUCUCUCAAUGACUUUGCCGUGAGUCAAAUAGCAAAGGGUAUUGCGCCGCAUGACUAUCAGAAGUAUUUGAAAAGAUCGAGCAAUUGGAAAAACCUCUGGAACCCGGAAAUUAACCAGUAUAACACGUCAGGCUUCCUCGGUCCUCGUAGCCCCGAUGGAACAAAGAUUACUAUUGGCCCACAAGACACGUCUUUCACGACUGAAGGACUGCCCUGGGAGUACACUUGGACCAUACCAUUUGACAUGCAAGGGCUGAUCGAACAAAUGGGUGGUAUUGAGGCAACUGAGAGGCGACUGGACCUCAUGUUCGUCCCCAAGCUGCGAACAGUGGACCUGGGUGUGGGAGUUGCAUCAGGAACAACACUCUUCAAUCCAGCUGUGAACCAGUCCCGCGUCAAUAUUGACGGUAACUACUUCACUGGAGCAAACGGUCUUCCUGGGAAUAGUGACGCUGGCGCCAUGGACAGUUGGAUGCUAUGGCAAAUGCUUGGCCUAUACCCGGUGGUCACACAACCGGUGUAUCUGAUUCUCGCGCCGUGGUUCGAGGAUAUAUCGAUUUCCGUCAGCGGUUCUCAUACCCUUCGUAUCAAAGCACGGGGAUUGUCCAACGACAGCUUCUUCGUCCAGAGUUUGAAGGUGAAUGGGAAACCUUGGAACAAGAGCUGGCUGGAGCAUAGUGACAUCGCGAACGGUGGACUUUUGGAAUUUGUUCUGGGCCCUGAACCAAAGUCGUGGGAUACUGGAGAUGUUCCACCGAGCCCAGGACAUCAUUAG
Messenger RNA from Trichoderma reesei QM6a, 2334 nucleotides. RefSeq names its product glycoside hydrolase family 92. Bases 1 to 2334 code for a protein of 777 amino acids. Gene Ontology annotation, cellular component: cytosol; nucleus. The record is from RefSeq and is a predicted model, not a curated record. Gene Ontology annotation, molecular function: peptide-N4-(N-acetyl-beta-glucosaminyl)asparagine amidase activity; carbohydrate binding. NCBI's taxonomy places the organism in Eukaryota, Fungi, Ascomycota, Sordariomycetes, Hypocreales, Hypocreaceae. Gene Ontology annotation, biological process: protein deglycosylation; protein quality control for misfolded or incompletely synthesized proteins; glycoprotein catabolic process. The transcript has 6 exons.